GGAACGAGGCAGUGGUUCGUUUUAUGUGGCCGAGAGAAGGUCAAUUGUUAAAAUGGUAAAUUCUUGCUUAUUUCUGGGCGUCCUCUUCCUCCUCGGAUUGGGGGCAGAGGCGAAAUCAGUAGCUCCGAAAAAUCAGAUCCGUGCCUUAUUUCCUGACAACUUCCGGUGGGGGUUUGCCACUGCGAGCUACCAAAUCGAGGGGGGCUGGAAUGAGAAUGGAAAGGGUGAAAAUAUUUGGGACCGAUUUACUCACACUCCCGGAAAUAUUGCGGAUAACAGCACUGGGGAUGUAGCUUGCGACAGUUAUCACAAUUAUGCUCGAGAUGUUGAGAUGUUGAAAGACAUUGGGGCCGACUACUACCGAUUUUCCCUGUCAUGGUCCAGGAUCCUUCCAAACGGUACGCUUGCCGUGGUUAGCGAGGCAGGAAUCGCGUAUUACAACAAUUUGAUCAAUUUGCUCAUUGCCAACAACAUUGAGCCCAUGAUCACUCUUUAUCACUGGGACUUGCCUCAACCCCUCCAAGACAUUGGUGGCUGGCCGAAUGAAGCUCUGAUCCCACAUUUUGAAAAUUUUGCUAGAUUAGCAUAUCAACGAUUUGGAGAUCGCGUUAAGCUAUGGAUAACUUUCAACGAAGCGUUCGUGACUUGCAUGCACGGUUAUGGUUAUGGCAAUCACGCUCCAGGAAUUUCACAGGAAGACACGGAACCUUACAAAUGUGCCCACACGAUUCUCAAAAGCCACGCUAGAGCUUAUCGAAUGUAUUACGACGAGUUUUUCCAGGCGCAAAACGGUCGGGUUGGAAUUACCAUCGAUUCUGGCUGGUACGCCCCAUUGGAUCCAAACAAUCCCUCCGACGUGGAAGCAGCCGAAAGAGCUGUUCGAUUCAAACACGGAUGGUUUGCAUGGCCUGUGUUUUAUGGACAUUAUCCAGACGAGAUGAGAAUUUUUGUUGACAAAAAGAGUGAGGAGGAAGGUCUGGACCAAAGCCGUCUUCCAGAAUUUGACAGAUACUGGGAAAAUCAAGUCAGAGGAUCAUGGGAUUUCCUCGGAUUAAACCAUUACACAACCGAGCUUUGUACCUAUAAGGUCGGGACCUUCCCUGGUUGGAGUCAGGAUCAAGACGUCGAAUUUUCUCGAGAUCCAACAUGGCCAGAAUCUGCCAGUGACUGGUUGAGAUCCGUUCCCUGGGGCUUUGGAAAUCUGUUGAGAUGGAUCAAACGCAAUUAUGGAAAUCCACUCGUUUAUGUAACGGAAAACGGGUGGUCAGAUUCUGACGCGGUCGGUCUCGAGGAUGAUUUGAGGGUGGAAUAUUACACGAAUUAUACGCAAUCCAUGUUGCAAGCAAUUAAUGAAGAUGGUUGCAAUGUUCAAAGCUACACCGCGUGGAGUCUUAUGGACAACUUUGAAUGGGCGAGAGGCUACUCGGAGCGUUUUGGCGUCCACUGGGUCAACUUUACUGACCCAGCUCGACCAAGAAUUCCCAAAAAAUCGGCAGCUUUCCUGAAACAAUUGUUUGCCGACAAUGGUUACCCAGAACCUUAAAAAAUCUACACAAAGAAUAAAUAUUUACGUACUUACACCAUAAAUAAACCGAGAGAAAGUGGAGCUUAUUUAUUUAUAUACAUGAA
Molecule: messenger RNA, 1629 nt
Organism: Folsomia candida
Lineage: Eukaryota; Metazoa; Arthropoda; Collembola; Entomobryomorpha; Isotomidae
Product: myrosinase 1
Exons: 13
Coding region: 53-1543 (496 amino acids)
Biological process (GO): carbohydrate metabolic process
Molecular function (GO): beta-glucosidase activity
Source: RefSeq, a predicted model, not a curated record